AACGCCUUCCAUUAAAGCAAGGUGGCGCAGACAUUUGAUAGAAGCUUCGAAACAAACCAAGUCAUAUGUCGAAAAACAAAGCAGCAGGGUACAGGGGUGUUUCCACUUACCAGAAGAGAAGAGAAGGAGAUGUGAGGAGUUGUGUGCGCUUCAGAUGUAGCCUGACCAACACAAUCCUGACUGUUCUUCGCCAAAGACCAGGCUGGGUUGAGGUUAAAGAGGAUGGAGAAUGGGACUUCAACUGGUGUGAGGUUGGGUGGCUCAGAGAGAACUUUGACCGUGCUUACAUGGAGGAGCAUGUUCGAAUCUGUCACUUCCGAAACCACUAUGAGCUGACACGCAAGAACCUGAUGGUGAAGAAUUUAAAGCGCUAUAGAAAAACAGUUGAGCGUGAAGCUGGACAAAUUGAGGCAGCUAAAUGUGACUUUUUUCCACGUACUUUUGAAUUACCUAAUGAUUACCACCUUUUUGUUGAGGAGUUUAAAAGAAGUCCAGGAAACAUCUGGAUUAUGAAGCCUGUGGCUCGCUCGCAGGGGAAGGGGAUUUUUCUUUUUCGAAAACUAAAGGAUAUCAUUGAAUGGAGAAAAGACAGAAUUCGCUCUGAGGAACAAAAAGAUGAAGCUCAGGUUGAGACCCACGUGGCCCAACGUUACAUUGAGAACCCCUAUCUCAUUAAUGGCAGAAAAUUUGACCUCAGAAUCUACGUUCUUGUAACAUCAUAUCUUCCACUCAAGGCUUGGCUGUAUAGAGAUGGCUUUGCCAGAUUCUCCAACACCAGAUUCUCCCUCAGCAGUAUUGAUGAUCAUUAUGUCCAUCUCACUAAUGUGGCGAUACAGAAAACAGCCCCAGACUAUGAUCCUGAGAAGGGUUGCAAAUGGCAGAUGCAACAGUUGCGACGUUACUUGACUGCAAAACACGGCAGAGAGACAGUGGAGGCUCUUUUUAAGAACAUCGACAACAUCUUUAUCCGCAGCUUACAGAGUGUACAGAAGGUCAUCAUCAAUGACAAGCAUUGUUUUGAGCUGUACGGAUAUGACAUUUUGCUGGACCGGGAUCUUAAGCCGUGGCUGAUUGAGGUGAAUGCGUCCCCUUCUCUCACUGCCAGCAGUCAAGAGGAUUAUGAACUGAAGUACAGACUGCUGGAGGACACUUUGCAUGUUGUGGACAUGGAAGGCUGUCUCAAUGGCAGUGAGAAGCAGGUUGGGGGCUUUGACCUCAUGUGGAAUGAUGGCCCAGUCUACAGGGAAGACGUGAGCUUGGAUUCUCUGGGAAGCAUCUGCCAAAUAACUAACACACAUCUAGGCUGUGUGAAUGAUCGGAACAAACAGUUGCAACAGCUCUUGAAGCCACUUCGAAGACAGACUGACAGACAGACAGAAAAAUAGAUGGACGGACGGACGGACGGACGGACGGACGGACGGACGGACGGACAGACAGACAGACAGACAGACAGACAGACAGACAGACAGAUAGAUAGAUAGAUAGAUAGAGCUUUAUUGUCAUUGCAUUUUACAGAUAACACUGCAAUGAAAUACAGAUUAGAAGAAGUGCAAAUAACAGCAUUGUGCAAAGCUACAAGUGCAGAUAAAUAUGUGAAUAUAUGUACAGCGAAUAAAUAUAAAGACUAUUAGCAAAGAAAAUGUGCAGAAGAUGUUGAUCAAGAAUACAUAUAUUACACUAAGAAUACAUAUAUUACACUAAGAAUACAUAUACAGUAUGUAUAAAAUAUAUAUAUAUAAUAUGUAUGUACCAUUAAGGUACAUUAAGGUAUCAUUAAAAUGUUGAUUUAUUGUAGUAAUUCGGUACAAAAAAUGAAACUCGUAAAUUAUAUAGAUUUAUCACACAGACUAUUUCAAGUUUUUAUUUCUUUACAUUUUGAUGAUUAUGGCAGAAGAGAUGAAGGCCGCUAUCAGAGCAACCUGGAAUUUCCAUAACACGCCAGCAGCGUCACAGAUUGAUCGCCUCACAUGCAGUAAUUCAUGCAUCGGGAGCCCCAACUGAGUAUUGGGUUCUGUAUAUGUUCAUACUUUUCAGUAGUCCAACAUUUCUGUUUUUAAAAUCUUUUCUUUUAUUUUUUUUUAUUAAUGAAAUAAUUUUAUACUGAGAUACUGAAUUUUGUAUUGUCUUGAUAUUCAUUAGCUAUAAUCAUCAAAAUUAAAAGAAAUAAACACUUGAAAUAUAUC
Silurus meridionalis is the source of this 2183-nucleotide messenger RNA. RefSeq names its product tubulin tyrosine ligase-like family, member 9 (gene ttll9). The transcript has 14 exons. Lineage: Eukaryota; Metazoa; Chordata; Actinopteri; Siluriformes; Siluridae. Gene Ontology annotation, biological process: protein polyglutamylation; microtubule cytoskeleton organization. The record is from RefSeq and is a predicted model, not a curated record. Gene Ontology annotation, cellular component: cilium. Gene Ontology annotation, molecular function: tubulin binding; tubulin-glutamic acid ligase activity. Bases 66 to 1385 code for a protein of 439 amino acids.